Molecule: messenger RNA, 1027 nt
Organism: Culex pipiens pallens (northern house mosquito)
Lineage: Eukaryota; Metazoa; Arthropoda; Insecta; Diptera; Culicidae
Product: paraplegin-like
Exons: 1
Coding region: 366-617 (83 amino acids)
Source: RefSeq, a predicted model, not a curated record
GAAAUGGCGGCUGUGCAGUUGUUGCUUAAUAUUAUUUUUAUGUUAUGUUAAGUUAUUUGUCGCAAUUUAAAAUAACUGAACAAGGCGUUUCACACAUUUUGUUUUGUGUGGCGUUUCUCCCAGACUUUUUAUUGAAAACUUUUAAGACUUGAUCAGAACUGUAUAAAGUGCUUGUGGUUUACAAAUAGAAAUUGAUAUAACUUUGAAUUCUACAAGUUUUCUUGUAUAAAGCCAUCAAGCUUUUCUUCUGUGUAUUGCUACGCGCUGUCAUUUGCAAUUUGUUGGUGCUGUUUGAGUGAGUUAAGCACACGGGAGUGAUAAUUGCGCUGUUUAGUCGGAUGAAGGGCAUCCGGUAACCGAUUAGUAUGGACAGUUUCACGCAGAUGGAGCGGGUCAAGUUUACGCCGGUAGAUCCAGUGGAUGAAGGUCAGGGGGUUUUCUUCAAGGACGUCGCAUGUCUUCAGGAGACGAAGCAGGAGAUGGAAUUUGUCGAAUUGAAGGCACCGGAUCGGCUGGGGCAAGGGUUCCUAAAGGUGCUCUACCUCUGGGUUCACCUGAGUGUGUUGGCGAAGGCGGUGGCCAUCCAGGCGCAGGUUCCAUUCCUCAACAUGAACUGAUCGGAAUGUAUCGAAAUGAUUGGCGUCCUAGGAGCAGCUCGACCCGCAUGCGGAUUCCGUGCAUAACCUACAUUGACGAGGUGGACGCCACUGGACGGCAACGCGACGGUGGAUGUAGCUUCGGCGGAUGUGUUAUUCGAACAAAUAAAUACCUUUGAAAUGCAAGCAUAUGUUUUUUAUUUGGUUAUUUCGAAAUUCAAGUUGUCCACCACCGAUGGCGAUCUUUUUGCAGCUAAGAAAACACGCAUGCGCUGCGACCUCGCCUGGUGCGAUUUGAUCUUGAUGAAAGCCAUGAUAAAACAUUUUGGAUCUGAUUAUAGACGUUAUAAAACUUUUAUAAAUCUCGUAAGUCUUGUCAAGUUUUGAGCCACUCUUGUUCAAGAAGGAAUGGAUUUGAAAUAGAUUUGAAC